This is a messenger RNA of Ectocarpus siliculosus, 5034 nucleotides long. The record is from the annotation of a GenBank genome assembly. NCBI's taxonomy places the organism in Eukaryota, Phaeophyceae, Ectocarpales, Ectocarpaceae.
AUGUACCCCUCUGAGCUGGUUCGGAAGAACUUGGAGAGUUCCUCAGACGAAGAGGAAACUGGAUGGGAUCCAGAGCGGGAGGAGGACGGAUGUGACGACGGGGAUGACGACGACGCUGCCGACUCCGGCGAGGCGGAAGAAGAUGUUACCGAAGUCGGACCCAUUGCCGUCCCGCAGGACUUAGAACGGUCCCGACGAGGUGCGGACAGGGCUGCCUUCAAGAAUCGCUGGAAAACUGUGCAAGAGCGAGUGCGCGGAAUUCGCCACACCCGCAAACCUUCCCCAAAACCGUCUCUGGAGGAGUGCGUUGCUAUUCUGGACGAGGCCGCCUCUCUCCCUCCGCCGGAGCAAGCCCCUGGAGAGGAUUUCGUCGACCAGGCUCAACAAUCGGUGGCAUUGAUCUGGGAUAUGGUAACGAAGGCCCGAGAGUGGGUGGCAAACGUCGCGGACGUUCUCAAUCCGGGCUUGGACCCACGAAAGGUGAACGGGGACAAUGCUGCUAGCAUAGCGGACCUCCAGAGACUUUUGUCGGAAGCAAACAGUCUGAACGUGAGCGUUGCGGAGGCGGAUGAGGUGGCACGCAUUAUUCACGCGGCUGUUGAAUGGCAACGCAAGGUGGACGAAAUCCUCACUACUCUCCAAGCUCCGGUCCGGGGUAGAGCCGGGCGCUCGAACUGCGUCCAGCUUUCGACUCUGCGUAACGUCCUCGACGAGGCAGAGCUCAUUCCUGUCCACCUGGACCAGAGACUACAACUACAGGAACGAGUUGAAAGUACCACCGCGUUGGCAGCUACCAUCGCAGAGGUGUUUCCUUCUGGUCGACGCUUGAAGCCACAACCGGCUUUGGCUACGGCUCAAACGCUAAUGGACAAAGUGAAGGCGUCCGGGUUAGAUUUUCCGGAAUCAUCCAGGCUCAAGAAACACCUUGCCGCUGUGAAUGAUUGGCUUAGCAAAGCAAGAGCUGCAUUGGCGGGUUCCAUCCAGCUCCGCGAGCUUGACAAGCUCCUAACCGAGGCCGACAAGCUGGCGGUGGACCCGGGCCCGAAACUGUCUGAACUUCGAGCCAAGAUGGACAAAGCACGCGUGUGGCUGGACAAGGUUCGCAAGGCUGUACCAAAGCAGAGAUCAACCCGGCGCAACGCUCCGGAUGCUGAGGCCGAAAAGGUGGACUUGAGCCAUGUGAAGGGUCUGCUCAGCUCUUCAUCGACAACUGGAGUGGAAAUGGACAUGAAGGAAUUCAGCCAUACAAACGACCUCAUCGAGAAUGCAGAAGAGUGGAUGACACGAGUGAAGGACAUGCUCGAGUCUGGCGAACCGACCACGCUACAGGCACUGGAAGCCCUGCUCAUCGAGGCGGAAGGCAUUCCAGUCCAAAUGGAGGAGCAGCAACUGCUCACGGUUGGCAUCAAGUCGCGACAGUGGCGGAUUCGCGUUGAUGCCACUCUUGCUGCCGGCAAAUCGAAACUGCACUCCCUGCAAGAUCUCGCAACCGAGGGCGCAACGCUGCGGGCGGGAUUCCCCAAGGAUGCCAAGAACCACCGGGUGUAUGCCUUUCUAGACGAGAGCAAGCUGCAAGCCCUCAUCAAACGGGGAAAGGCGUGGACGACCAAGGCAAAGAACUGCAUUCAAUCCAUGCAAACUGGGCGUGUGAUGUCUGCCGCUCACCUACUCAACUUGCUGGAGGAGGCGAAGUCAAUCAAAGUUAACCUUUCCCCCGAGGUGGAUUCUUUGCGCCAGGCGGUAAAAGAUCUUUGCGAGUGGCGCGCAGACUACGAGCACAUUCUGCGUCCACUUGGGCUAUGUUCUGGACUGCCGCCGUUGCAUGGUCGGGGUCCAAACACCGCGAAUGCUACUAGCAGCGAUGCGUGUUCCAACCACGCAGGCCCCGAGGGCGGUGGUGAGGCAAGUAUCGCCAAGAUGGAUGUUGACGGUAACACAUCGCAGGGCGAUACACGCGAGAUUGGUUCGUACGGCGCCGGUGGUGGGGGGGCGGGGUCCCGAGGGGCUGGGGAAAAGAUCACGUUGCAAAAUCUGUCGGCCUGUAUCCAUGCAGCGGAGAAGAUCGCGGUUGGCCGCAGCCUGAAAGAGGUGCGAGAAAUGCGCGCGGUGUUGCAACGUGCGAACGAUUGGAUCGAGCAGUGUCAAAGCUUGUGUCCUCGGCGCCAAAGCAAGCGCCGCGUCCAGCCCAGUAGCAAGCCAACCUUCGAUCGCCUUAAGAGCUUAAUCGCACAAGGCCUGGCCUCGCCAGUGGGGGUCACGGACGAGGUGAACCGAGUUCGAAGGCACAUCGCUGAGGCUGAAUCGUGCCAGCAGAGCGCACAGUCGGUAAUUGACAAGGCUUGCAGUGACUUGGCUGACCAAACAGUCGAACGGAAGGAACUCUGGCGUAAGGAAGACGAAGAGUGUCGACACAGAGGAAAUUCGCGGCAGGAGAAGCAGCCUUCUGAAAAUCCCAAAGACUCUGCACAGCGCAGUGUUCAAGCAGCAGAGGGAGACAAGAAUGACGAGAACCGACAAGGAAAACCCGCUGGUGCUGGGAACGAUGGCGACUCAGACGACGAAAGCGACGAUGUGGACCGUGAGGACGAACUGGACGAAGCAGAGGAGGCAAUCGGAAAGGCAUUGGAGCAACUCCUCCUAACGUCUAGGGACAUCACCGUAUUCAUGCCCGAGGAGCUCGUGGCAGAGAAAGUGCAAAAGAUCAUAGGGUGGGCCAGGAGCGUAAGGGAAAGCGCGUCCUUUGCUGGCGACGGCUUGCAGCUAAGCCAGGCGAAGGAUAUCGUCAAGGUUGGCAAAGGUGUACUUGGCCUCAACGUUGACAACGAACUGGAGGGGAAAGCGCUAACGCCGAGCAUCGUCAAGUCUUUGGAGGUUGUCAUCGAUUGCUACCAGGGCAAGGUGGAAGAGAUCCAAAAAAAGCUGAAAAAAGCAGAGGCAUGGAUGGCGAAAGCUAAGGAGUUAGUUGGCAGAGAGGCCGUCACGAUGGAGGACUUCGAGAACUUGCUCAAAACUGCGGAAGAUGUUGGAGUGGAGAAUGAAGACAUGUCAAAAAAGAUUCGGGCAGAGAUGGGACGAUGCAGGGCAUGGGGGGUCAAGGCUGAUUCUGCUCUGGAAGGGCCCAAGCUCGGCCUUAACGCCUUGAAAAAACUUAUCGUGGAAGGGGAGAAAAUCAAGACAUCCGGGAAGAAGCUCAAGGAUUUGAAGCAUCAACAAAAGCUGGCGCUCAGGUGGACGACACGGCUGAAGAAGACGGGUAUAGAGAAAGGCACAGCAAGCAUCAACGAGCUCAAGUCCAUGAUUCCCGAAGCUGCCGAUAUUCGCGUCGACCUGACCGACGAUAUUCGUGUCCUAAAGCAAGCCACGUGCAGCUACUGCAUCUGUAGCAGGCCUGGCGAGGAUCUAGGUCCCUUGGUGGAUUGCAAGAAAUGCGGGGAAGGCUACCACCAAAUUUGCAUGGGCAUCAGUCCAGAGAAAGCUGCGGCUCUAGAGGCAUCUGAGGAAGGGUUCAAGUGCAUUCGCUGCCGCAUCAGCAGCCUUUUCACAAGCGCGGAACAAGCGAUGCUGACGGCGAUGAAGCGCUGGAUGCCGUCCACGUGCUUCGCGGACCAGGCAGGGUUCGAUGAGGCACCUCUCGGUGAUGUAUCAGGUGCGCCGGGUCGGGACCGUUGGCAAUCUUCGCAGAACUUUGCUGCUCUGGCUGGGGUAGUACGAGACGCCAUGAACCUUCCCCGCAAAAAGAUAAGGACCAGCCUUGGGGUGUUGUCCGAGGUGGAUAACAACAUCAACGCACUCUCAACACUUCCCUGGGGUAAAACUGCUUCAGGAGAAGAGCAGCACCAACACGCCAGGGCUAUGCUGUGCAGUUUGCGGGUGUUGCUGUGGUGCACCAUGGCGCAGUGGGCGGUGCGAAAGCCUCCAUCUGUUAUCCUGCUGUACGACCUCGUGUCGCAAGGGUCGCAACUCACACAAGUAGACCAUAACCUGCUGGAAACCCUGGGGCAUAUGGCGAAGAGGGCUUCGCUGUGGGAGGCAUCUGUGAGAGAUGCAUUUCGCGGCCCAGCAGAGAACGUCGACAGCCUCAUCGAUGUUGACACUCUCCAGAAGCUCCUCGAAGAAGCGAAGCAUAUCCCCGUGCUUCUUUCGUUGGAGCCGAAGGUUGUGGCAGCCCUAGACGAUGGAGGCAACCGCUACUGCCUUUGCCGAGGUCCAAACGACGGCACUUUCAUGGUGCAAUGCGACGAUUGUGAUCAAUGGUUCCACGGGAGCUGCGUCAACCUCAAGGAGGGUGACAAGAGCCUCAACAACUUUGAGUGCCCCGGGUGCGCAAAGAAGAAGGGCGGACAGUACACCCAUGGCACGAUAGAUAUGAAUGCUCUCAAGGAGCGCGGUGUUGCUGCCGCUGCUGUGGCCCCGGUAGAGGCCGCACCGCAGGGCGAGGAAGAGACAGGCGGCGACGACCCCGUCAGCAACACGUGUAUGUGGCCCCCGCCGGAGGCGGAGUAUUUCUUCGGAACGCUGGACCUGACUCAGCUUGCUGGUUCGGACCCGGGCCCACCUCCCGCACCGGAGCCAGAACCACCAGCAAGUGGAAUAAUGCAUGCAGCGAGUGAAGCAUACAGGUUCCAGGAGAUGCCACGAAUGGCGAUAGCAGCAUCGCAAGCACCUACGGUCGAGCCGGAGACAACGCAGCACAUGGCACCGCAGUAUCCUGUGCAACAGUACUUGCCCGCCGCCGGAGCAAGCCCGACAGGACCCCCUCCGUACGGAGGCCUAGCGUAUUACCAGCACUACCCACACGCCGUUGAUCCCUACAGUCCUCACUCCACCGACCACUACGGGCCUCACAUGGCAGCCCCCCAGCAGCAGGCCCUCCCGCCGGACCCGUACGCUUUUGCGACGGCCGGUAGACCCGUGGUCGAGCGGACUCCGGAGGGUGGAGAGGGGGCGAGGAAGAGGGCUGCUGAAGGCGCGGCUGCAACCAUUGCUACCGCAGGCAUCAAGAGGGCAAGAACUGACGAAAACCCUCCCAGCUGA